AUGAACAUGAGGGACUUCUACAAGAGUCUGUGUUUUUUACUGGGCUUUUUCUCAGUUCAAACGAAGGCAGAGAAAGAAGUGAACGUAGCAACAUGGGGAACAGCCAAUCAGUCAACAUUAUAUUAUGACUGGUAUGCCGAAAAUGCUCUGGAUGGGUCGAACUACACCUGUAGCAGUACUAUGUGGGAAAGUGACCCGUGGUGGAGACUGGACCUGAUGAAGACGUACAGCGUGAACAGAGUGACCAUCACUGACGUACCCGACUGCUGUGUAAAUGGAGCAGAGAUUCGGGUUGGAAAUGUUUCUUCAAAUGUUUCCAGUAACCCUGUAUGUGCUGUAGUUUCUAAUAUCCCAGCAGGAGCUACCUACAGCUACUCGUGUGAUGGGAUGGAGGGACGUUAUAUCACUGUUAAUAUUCCUGGAGAUUCACAACAGUAUCUCACUGUCUGUGAAGUGGGAGUCUAUGUGAUUUUUCCAGGUAAUUUGGCAACAGAAAGAAACGUCACACAAUCAUCAACCAAUGGCAGCUUGAUCUCUGAACAGGCCAUUGAUUUCAAUCCAGGAUUCACACAACCAUGGUCAGCAUGUUUCUCAACCAAUGUUCAGACUAACCCAUGGUGGAGGUUGGAUCUGAGUUUUAUUUACAGAGUAAGUAUAGUCGUAAUCACAAACAGACUAGACUGCUGUCCUGAACGAAUAAAUGGAGCGGAGAUUCGAAUUGGAAACUCUUUGGAGAACACUGGCAACAACAAUCCCAUAUGCACUGUGAUUUCUAGCAUUCCAGCUGGUGUUUCCUCCACCUACAUUUGUAACGAUAUGGAGGGUCGAUACGUGAAUCUGAUCAUUCCUGGAGAUUCAAAAAUUCUUACCCUGUGUGAGGUGGAGGUCUAUGGAGAAGGUCCUUUACUGAAGAGAACUUUCCUGAAGAUGAAACUGAAGUCCAGUUGGAGUCUGUCUGAUCCUGCGGUGAGAGUCCAGCUCCUGUCACAGCUCCAGUCUGUUUUGGUGGAACGAGGGUUUUCUGACGUGACGCUGCAAUGGUCUCAACCGCCAGAACAGGAAGUGAUGCGGAAGGAAGCUGCACCAGUGCAGUUGAAGUCAGCGCUGGCUCUGAGAGGAAUCACUAAUGUGAAGCUGAGCUGGUCUCAAACCCCUGAAGAAGCAGUGAUCCUCAACGUAAAAAGAAUGCCUGCUGAAGAAGAUCUCUAG
Molecule: messenger RNA, 1209 nt
Organism: Carassius auratus (goldfish)
Lineage: Eukaryota; Metazoa; Chordata; Actinopteri; Cypriniformes; Cyprinidae
Exons: 10
Coding region: 1-1209 (402 amino acids)
Source: RefSeq, a predicted model, not a curated record